Messenger RNA from Prinia subflava (tawny-flanked prinia), 3233 nucleotides. RefSeq lists its product as uncharacterized. The record is from RefSeq and is a predicted model, not a curated record. Bases 1428 to 2864 code for a protein of 478 amino acids. Lineage: Eukaryota; Metazoa; Chordata; Aves; Passeriformes; Cisticolidae. The transcript is spliced from 2 exons.
UCCUCCCCCUGCCUCCUUCCCGGCUGCUGCGGCGGCUCAGAGGGGGCUGGCCCCUCCUCCUCCUGCCUCCCCGGCAGCAGGGAGAGGGCCGCCCCCCCCACCCUGCACGGCCACGGCGGGGGGUAUGAUUGCCACACGGCGGGGGGAGGGGGACAGCCUGGGCUGCCCAGACAGCACGGACAGAGCACGCCUUUCCUUCCCCUCCCCCAAGGGACUGCUAACGCUGUAACCCCGAUAUCCCCAGACACGGGGGGACCGGCAGCAGCUUCCAGACCCUUGGCAAAUGCAGAUGAACCCAUUUUCUCUGUAGCUCCAGUAGCAUAUGUAGGCAGGAGGCAGGGUACUCGGCAAUACCAGCCCCUCUCCUACCAAGACAAGAAAGAACUAUGCAAAGUACAACGUGAGUUUGGCAGGGACACCCCCAUCUUUAAAGGGAUGUUUAGAGCCACAUUUGAUUCUAAUGAAAUGGUUCCUAAUGAUAUUAAGGACUUAUUCAGAUGUCUGUUAUCUCCCUCAGAGUAUGAUCUGUGGGACAAUAUGUGGAAAAGAGCUUUAAGAACACUUUUACAGGAGAUUCAGCAAAACCCUAAUAUGGCUAAAGACACUGAGAAUAAUGAUAUUACAUUUGAACAUCUGUGUGGUGAGGGUGCAUGGGCUUGCCCUGAAAAACAAACCCGAGUAUUAUCCAAACAAAUUUUACUUAGGAUUAGCAAUGUUGCAGAGAAAAUGUUUUAUCAGCUACCAUCAAGGGAAGGGAAAGGAAGUUAUGUCAAUGUUAAACAAUUUCCUACGGAGAAUUUCUUACAGUUUGUUGAUCGUCUGAGGACACAGGUGGAACACCAAAUACCAGAUCCCGUGGUGCAGGCAGAGCUGAUCAAAGAGAUGGCUCAAAGAAAUGCUAAUGAGACCUGUCGUAGAAUUAUCCUCACUUUACCCUUGGACCCACCACCUACUCUGUCCCAGAUGAUAGAAGCUUGUUCCAGACGGGCAGAAUUGUUCUGCACAACUGAAAGACACCCUGGAACAACACACCCACAGCAUACAGCCCCUGCUGGACCACACCCCAGCAGGCAACAGAUGCCACCAGACCAGCUGCAGCGCAUCAUCUGCCUCCGCUGCAAGAAACCAGGACACUUCGCCAGAUCCUGCCCUCAGACCCAGAAGCAGAAGAAAUCCAACAAACAAAAAAACUGAAUUUACAGCGCGUGCCCGCGGUUGAUACUACAACGCGCAAAGAUAUAAAUGUAGCGGGACUCACAUUGGCAAAAGCUUCUCUCUUAAAGAAAAAGGGGGGGGAGGGCAGGUCACGGGGUGUGGGGGUGCAGAAAAAUGUAAAUGUUAAAUGCUCAACUAACAAGGUUUGGCAGCCACUUGGCCGUUUUAGACUUGUAACUACCAAAGGUUUCCAUUUCAGAUCUACUGAGUGGAUGGUUAUAACAGUUGACCUGUCUAACAUCUCACAGGACCUGACGGUUUACCACGUGGGAUUGGACAAGAAAACCUACCUCCCACUCAACCCUAUGAUGAACCCCAUCCAAGUUGUCAUCCUGCUAAUGCUGAACAGUCUGGCAGCUGCAUGGAUCAUCCCUCAGCCACGUCAGAACGUCUGGGUAACCCUGGCACAGACACUUCAGCAAGAAAACAUAUGUUUGUCCACUGCAGCAGCUAAGAAUCCUAUGUCUACCUGUCUGGUAGGAAUUCCUUUGCAGGCUGGAGAAUUUCCAGCAGGCUUGGACAAAUACAGGUCCAACGAAAUUCCAGAGGCACACACUCCACAACCACACCAAGAUCAGCAAAAGCAAGGUGUGUUCACCAUGAACCCCUUAGCGGAAUGGGUGCAGGGUUUGCCCAGGGUAGCUCAUGAACCCCAGGAGUUAGAACUAUUGGGUUCCUCCCCUGCCACAUACUGCAUCCAUUUCUCUGUCAUCCCAAAACCCUCUAGCACUGACGAGUACCACCUUAUAAGGCAGUUCCGGGGAGAAUUUACUGCAAAGAGGUGGUGUCAUAAUAUAAGCCACAUUGCAUCAGACAACCCAUCCCACUCCAAACCCAGAAGCCUCCCUAGAGGAUUGUUCUUGGUUUGUGGGGAUCGGGCAUGGGCAGGAAUUCCAUCCCGGCUUUUCGGAGGGCCAUGUACCAUAGGGCGAUUGUCCGUGUUGCCACCCAACCAAACUUUAAUUCGUGAAUGGACACACAAAAACAAAUCGGCUGACAAAAUUCAAAAAAGGAGUGCUGACAAUUUGGACCCAAAUUGUAAUUCAGACAUUUUUCAUUGGGCAAAGUCAAAAAGAGUUGCUGUAUCCCUGUUUCUUCCGUGGGUAGCAGCAGCCAAAGCUCUAGGUGAAUUGGGCCACCUAGAGUGCUGGGUGGUCAAGCAGGCUAAUUUAACAUCUAUCGCCAUCAGCUCCCUCCUAGAAGACGAGGAGAUUACCAGACAGGCCACGAUCCAGAACCGUGCUGCUAUCGAUUAUCUCUUGCUAUUGCAUGGACAUGAAUGCCAGGAAUUUGAAGGACUCUGUUGCAUGAAUUUGUCCUCAAAGGCUCCAAACAUCCAUGCUGCCCUCCGAAGCAUGAACAACAUGAUCGGACAAGUGAAGCAAGAAUCAGAAGAUUGGAUCAAGGAACUGUUCAAGGGCUGGGGACUCACUGGGUGGUGGACUUCUGUAGUCAAAACAAUUUUGUUACUUUUUGUUAUCCUUUUCCUUGUAACCAUAGCAUUCGGAAUCCUACGCUGUUUGAUUUUCAAGGCUAUUAAUGGCCUCAUAUCUUCUACCUCAGAAGUCAACCAUAUAGAGUUGGCAAAUCUAAAGCGGUCCGGUCUCCCUACCAACCAUAAGUGGUGGGAAACCCACACUCCGUGUUAAACAGAAUGUGAGAACUUCUCUCUGUAUCUUUUUAAACAAAAAAAGGAGGAGAUGUUACAUCCCCCUGGGGAAAUGGUUUCUUCUCCCUCAGGGACCCCUGGAACUCCUGUCAUGUAGUCUGACCCUUCCUUCCCCUUCUGACCCCAUUGGCUGUGUGCCAGCUAGCCCCUCCCUCAGAGACCCUAAGAUAAAGGGUCCCCUGUCCCCCGGGAGCUCUCUCUCUCCCGGGACAUCAACCUGGAAUAAAGGACUUGCAGCUAAAAGGGUAAGAGAGCCUCUUUUGAAUCCUUGUCCUGUCUUUCUUGAUAUAAUCCUGUUAGGCCUGAGAAGGGCUGAGCUAGCUGAGACCCUUGGAGGGAUACAGGAUUG